Kwoniella botswanensis is the source of this 411-nucleotide messenger RNA. RefSeq lists its product as uncharacterized. Bases 1 to 411 code for a protein of 136 amino acids. NCBI's taxonomy places the organism in Eukaryota, Fungi, Basidiomycota, Tremellomycetes, Tremellales, Cryptococcaceae. The transcript is spliced from 3 exons. The record is from RefSeq and is a predicted model, not a curated record.
AUGUCGACGCUUGAAGGUAAGUCGAACCAACCGGGUACGUAUGCUGAAGGAUCUUUAGUCCAUGUUCCCGCUACUCUCCCACACACAUUCGACUUGGAUGCGCUUGUCAAUCACUUCAACAACAAGCCGUUGCCCGAAGGCGCCUGUGCUCUGAUCGACCUUCCGGGCAAUGUCUUUCUCGAGACCGAGGACGAAAUCAAUGUGAUUGCUGCCAGUCUUUGGGUCUUAUGCGUGAAAUACGAUGACCUUCCUGCUGGCGAGAGACCAACUACGAGGGAGAACCUAAGAAGGCAGACACCGUGGAGAAAUGCGUGGACGAUCGACCAAAUGGAGAAAGACGUAUCUCAAAUGCUUGAUGAAGUUCUCGCCAAAACCCUUCCGGUAGACAAAGAUGCGAAGGGAAAAAAAUGA